AUGUGUCCACUAAUAGACAUUGAAUGGUUAAGAAACCACAACAACAACAACAACAACAACAUCAUCAUCAUCAUCAUCAUCAUCAUCAUCAUCGCCGCCGCCGCUGCCAGAGCAAUGGCAAUCCAAAAUUUAAUCAACGUCCGAGAAGGGGGCAAUGUGGUGAUCGGCCAGCAACGGCCCUUGCGCCAGCCCCGGGCUGCCCGGGUUUCCAAGAAGAAGAAGGCCACCAAGAAGGCCACAAAAAGAGCCCUGAGGACUGAGGGUGGCCUGUCCCAGGAGAUCGCGCGCCUGGAGGCCGCCGAGGAAGAGGCGCAGGAAACCUCCCGCCUUCGGCUGCAGAGACUGCAGCAGCUGAAGGAAGACCUAAAGAAGAUGGAGGAGAAGGAGGAGGGGGAGGAGAAGGGGGUGGAUGGGGGGGAAGAUAUGGAGCUUUGCUGCCGCUGA
Molecule: messenger RNA, 444 nt
Organism: Talaromyces rugulosus
Lineage: Eukaryota; Fungi; Ascomycota; Eurotiomycetes; Eurotiales; Trichocomaceae
Exons: 4
Coding region: 1-444 (147 amino acids)
Source: RefSeq, a predicted model, not a curated record